AUGGCCUUGAAUCCUGAGGAUCUUGGUAGUGGGUUCCGGCAUAGCAAGGUGUCGACAUUCAUCAACGAACAAAUGGCCAAGCACGACAAAGGCCCUGAUUUCUACCUUGAAAACCUGUCCCUGUCCUGGGAAGAGGUGGAAGACAAGCUCAAAGUUAUCCUGGAGGAUAGCGAGGUGCCUAGCGAGGCUCGUGAAGCCUGUGCCUGGGGCACCUUGGCCUUGGGGGUGCGUUUCGCUCACAGGCAAGGCUGCCUCCAGGGGCACGGGGUGCAGUGGCUACAAGACUUGUCUAGCAUGCAUAAGGUGUCUCCACUCUCCUUGCCAUCAGACCUAAAGCAGCUCACUCACCAACAAGAGAUGGAACGGAAGGAGAUAGCUAUGCAGCUUCAAAUGGCCCAGGCCAAACUGGAAGAGGUGCAGAGAGAGCGAGACCUGCUGAGACUGAAGAUCCUCCAGGCAGAGCUGAGGGCUCUCCCAGCUGCAGUAAAACCGGCUGUGACCCUUCCUCCUGCUUUUGUCAGAAGAUCAGGGACACAAUGGUCAACUGGAAAGGAAAACUUGGCAGAGUUAAUGGCUGCUGCUAAAGGAAGACAAGGCAGAGCGGAGAUGGCAGCAGCUACUAUGGCAGAGACCGUAACUGGCCCUGAAGAGGCCUCAGAGGAGACCAAUGGAAGUAUCACGCAGCUCCUUGGAGUCAUGAAGUGGAAAAAUUAUCCCUUGAAAAGGCAGAGAGCAGGUGAUAUGAGAUCCAAGGAAACAUCCAUGUGCUCUCUCUCCCAGUCCCUGAAUCUGAGAUCCACAUCCUCCUCUGAACCCAUUACUGUCCAACUCCCUGCCUCAUUCACAUACUCCUAUGAAAGCCCCUUCCCAGCCAUACCUACCACAUCCCAACUACCAACCAGAGACAGAUCCCCUCAGAUGCAUCCCUAUCCCAUGGCCUGUGGGGUGAGCCACCUGUCUGAUUUGGGAAUCCACAGAGGAGAUCAUCAGGAACUACAGAAAGACAAGAGAACUACAGCGUUUCGCAGGCCGGGGGACUGGGACUGCCCUUGGUGUAAAGCUGUGAAUUUUUCAAGGAGGGAAAACUGCUUCCACUGUGGGAAGGGAAUCUGGCUGCAAAACCCUUAG
This is a messenger RNA of Chionomys nivalis (European snow vole), 1128 nucleotides long. It is a transcript of the gene Tex13a, whose product is annotated as testis expressed 13A. NCBI's taxonomy places the organism in Eukaryota, Metazoa, Chordata, Mammalia, Rodentia, Cricetidae. The coding region runs from base 1 to 1128 and encodes 375 amino acids. The record is from RefSeq and is a predicted model, not a curated record. The transcript is spliced from 2 exons.